UGAACAGCGCUACACAGCAAUAUAAAAUCAGCUCCCUGCACAAAUUUCCCUUCCCCCGCUCUGGCCUUCUACUUCAUCCUAACUAACAAUCAGCUCUCCAUUUCAGAAAACCUCAAACCAUUCAUCAAUGGCUGGUGUAAACAAACGAAAACGAGGAAGAAACCCCAAAUCAGAUCCCCCUUCAACACCAGACAUCCCAACAUCCACGGCCCCAUCAACUUCACCCCACAUUGACGACGUCGUUUUCUCAGUCAGCAACGUUGAGCUAAUCGACCCACUUCCUUCUUCCGCUUCCCACCGUCCUCGCCGUGGGAGGCCUCGCAAAAUACCCGCUCUACCCGAGAACUCUAACCCCACCAACCCCGAAAAUGGAAAAACCCUAAAAGUCACCUCCCCUACACGACGCUUAAUUGAUAAACCCAAUGGGGUAGCUUCUCUUAUUUCUUCUGAGGGUACUAGUAUAAAUGCUUCUGUUGCUAGGGUGGUGCCGGUGAUGGAUGCUGUAGUCAAGGUGUUUUGUGUUCACACCGAACCGAAUUAUUCCCUUCCGUGGCAGCGGAAGCGACAGUAUAGUUCAAGUAGUAGUGGGUUCGUUAUCAAAGAAAGAAGGGUUCUCACGAAUGCACACUCUGUUGAGCAUUACACGCAGGUUAAGUUGAAGAAGAGAGGGUCAGAUACCAAGUAUGUAGCAACUGUGCUCGCUAUUGGAACUGAAUGUGAUAUUGCUUUGCUUACUGUGGAUGGUGAUGAGUUCUGGGAAGGGGUCUCACCUGUGGAAUUUGGGGAUUUGCCAGCGCUGCAAGAUGCUGUGACAGUAGUAGGUUAUCCAAUUGGUGGUGACACAAUCUCCGUGACAAGUGGUGUUGUUUCACGCAUAGAGAUAUUAUCUUAUGUUCAUGGGUCUACUGAACUUUUGGGGCUCCAGAUUGAUGCUGCUAUAAAUUCUGGAAAUUCUGGUGGGCCUGCUUUUAAUGAUAAAGGAAAUUGUGUAGGUAUCGCAUUUCAGUCCCUUAAACAUGAAGAUGUGGAGAAUAUUGGUUAUGUCAUCCCAACACCUGUAAUCACACACUUCAUUAAAGACUAUGAGAAGAAUGGAGCAUAUACCGGAUUUCCCAUUCUUGGGGUUGAGUGGCAGAAGAUGGAAAAUCCAGAUCUGCGUUUAUCAAUGGGAAUGAAACCUGACCAGAAAGGUGUCCGUAUAAGAAGAAUCGACCCUACUGCCCCAGAGUCGAUGAUGUUGAUGCCAUCUGAUGUAAUCCUAAGCUUCGAUGGGGUUGAUAUUGCCAAUGAUGGAACAGUUCCAUUUCGGCAUGGAGAGCGUAUAGGUUUUAGUUAUCUUGUAUCCCAAAAAUAUUCCGGUGACGGCGCUGCAGUUAAAGUUCUUCGUCGUAAUUCUGAGAUAUUAAAUUUCAUCAUCAAACUUGCAACUCAGAUGAGGCUUAUUCCUGCUCACAACAAGGGGAGACCUCCAUCAUAUUAUAUUAUAGCUGGGUUUGUUUUUACAACUGUAUCUGUUCCAUAUCUUCGUUCAGAGUAUGGAAAGGAUUAUGAGUACGAAGCUCCUGUAAAGCUAUUGGACAAACUCUUACAUGAGUUUCGACAAUCACCUGAUGAACAGAUUGUUGUGGUUUCCCAGGUUCUUGUUGCUGACAUUAACAUCGGAUAUGAGGAGAUAGUUAAUACUCAGGUUCUUGCUUUCAACGGUGAGCCUGUAAAAAAUUUGAAGAGCUUGGCCAGGAUGGUAGAGAAGUGCAAUGAUGAGUUUUUGAAGUUUGAUUUGGAAUAUCAGCAGGUAGUAGUCCUUCAGACAGAGACAGCAAAAUCUGCAACAUCAGACAUCCUUACUACACAUUGUAUUCCUUGUGCCAUGUCCGAGGAUCUCAGGACGUAAAUCAUUUCAGCAAAGUCAAAUCAAAAUUCUUGUUGCCAGCAUGACAAUAUUCAUCUUUUUUCUUUUUGCCCGCCAUCUUUAUUUUGUCCUCAGUAUUCUUAGUUUCAUAAUUGAUCUGUAGCCAAGCUGGUGAUUUUUGUAGUAUUUCACCAUCAAUGGAUGGUAAAUAAACCUAAGGUGUUGGUACUCUGAUGCUUACAAGAAUUAGUAAAGGGUUGUACCAUUUGGAUA
Molecule: messenger RNA, 2122 nt
Organism: Solanum dulcamara
Lineage: Eukaryota; Viridiplantae; Streptophyta; Magnoliopsida; Solanales; Solanaceae
Product: protease Do-like 9
Exons: 9
Coding region: 128-1891 (587 amino acids)
Biological process (GO): proteolysis
Molecular function (GO): protein binding; serine-type endopeptidase activity
Source: RefSeq, a predicted model, not a curated record